Aphanomyces astaci is the source of this 1326-nucleotide messenger RNA. RefSeq lists its product as hypothetical. NCBI's taxonomy places the organism in Eukaryota, Oomycota, Saprolegniomycetes, Saprolegniales, Verrucalvaceae. The record is from RefSeq and is a predicted model, not a curated record. Bases 19 to 906 code for a protein of 295 amino acids. The transcript is spliced from 3 exons.
GUAGCAUACCACCAAGUCAUGACAAGGGACAGCACCGAGGCGACAUCCGAGGAGGAGAGGGUGCGGAAACGUGUGUACUUUAGAGAACGCAAGCGCAUUCUCCGCAUCAAGCAAAUAGCGGACCGACAAGACUUGGAAGGUACAAUCAUGGAACUGACCGAGCGGCUCCAAAUGUUGCAGCUACGAAGUCGCGCACUGCGGACGCCGCCGACUCCAUUGUCAUAUCUCCAGUGGAAGGACGUCGCCGCAGCCAUUCAAGAGGGCCGGAACGAAUCGAUUGCCGACCACCGCAAGUUGAAUCAGCUCGUGUUUGUAUCCAAAUCCACCAUCGAAAGCAUGAAGCGAUGGGUUGAGUCAUCGUUCGCACCUGUGGCCGCCUCGCUAGACCCACAUCGCGAGUCCUGGCGCCACUCAACCCUCCUCGCCCCCGCUGAGACGAGGAACCUCGGCAAAGAGUGGAUUGUGUUGCAACUGUACCAUAACACCGCCGCGAUGUUGGCGAAAUUUGACUUCCCUCCCCAUCCCACCGACCUCCACGACGCCACGUUUGAGUUUGAAGCGGAGCAGCAUGUGCAAUAUCAACGGCGGUGGCAGACUGGGUUUCCCCAGGACAUGGCUACGAUGCUCAGAGUGUUCCGCGAUCACUUUCCUUCCAUUUGUCUCUUGGACGAGCUGUAUCCAGUGUCUACGAGCCAAACCAUUCGGGAACCAAACACGUGGACCCAACUGCAUCAACUCGAAACUCACCACCACCACCGCCAAGAAUGGGUGAAUGCAUUGACGGGCCAAUUCGUAUCUGAUGACCGGUGUGUGCUGGUGGCUCGGCAGAUCCAGCAAGACGACUCGAUCACUCUACCGAUAAACCAUCCGCAGCGAAACAUGCUCUAUUGGUAUGACUUCCAAUGACAGCUCUCUCGCCCCGACACCACCGGCGUCCCCCACUAACGCUCCGAAGGCUACCUACCUGUACACAUGUUUACAACCCCGUGACUACUAGGUUGGAGCUGAUCCCGGACGGCGGCGGCGGUUGCCGCAUGAGGUCUCUGUUUGUCAUGUCGCAUCGACUGAACAACGACAGAUCGUUUGUCUCGUUCGACGAAGAAGCGAGAGAUGGAUGGGGGUGUGACCUCCAAGGGGUACCCGUGGGACAGCGCGAGGCUGUGUUUCGACGGCACGGCGCCGCACGCGCGAAGGUGCUGCAGGCUGAAUUGGAGCGACGGCUCCAGAAUCACAUUCACGCAGUAGUAGCGGCAGCUAUAAGGGAAACAUAGAUACUAAUGCCAAACACUUGGCCUUUAAGAACACCAAACUCUAUUUUGGUCACGA